Molecule: messenger RNA, 4655 nt
Organism: Xenopus tropicalis (tropical clawed frog)
Lineage: Eukaryota; Metazoa; Chordata; Amphibia; Anura; Pipidae
Product: MGC89226 protein
Exons: 4
Coding region: 436-1353 (305 amino acids)
Source: RefSeq, a predicted model, not a curated record
CAAUUGGAGCCGCGUACUUUGCUACGCAGUUUGCUAUUCUUCGCGCAGAGUGCCCAGUUGCCCACUGACGGCCGCACCCGUGCUUUUUAUUCCAGGAGUCCACCCUCGUACGUACUGAGCGUUGUGCCUGAUUUUGCCAGUAGCAGCCCAAGUGCCCCGCCUUCCCCUAAAGUUCGUCAUACGCACGCAGCUACGCAAUUGGUGCUGGGAGAGGCGCGGCAGCCAGCAGGACGCGAAGAACCAUGUCUGGAGAUGAUGACUUUUCGUUGGCAGAUGCUUUAGGGGACACUAAACCUGCCAAGAAACCAGAUGUAAGCAACCCAAAAGUUGCCCAGCAGCAAAGCAAUUGGCCAGAGUCUAAUACCUGGGGUUCAACCCCCAGUUCUGUUCCGGGUUCAGGACCUGCACCUUCUGCUCCUGGUGCUGCUCCAUCUCAUGCACCAUAUGGACAAGCUCCAGGAGGAAUAUACCCAGGUUUCCCUACAGGGCCCCAGCCUGCCACACCAAAUGCCCCAUCAGGCCCUACUGCACCCUAUCCAGGGACUCCUGCUGGAAAUUACCCAGGAGCACCAAAUGCCCCAUCUGGUCCCACUGGGCCUUUUCCAGGAGCACCUGCUGGGCAUUAUCCCACAGCGCCAAAUGCCUCAAUUGGACCAGCUGCUCCCUAUCCAGGAGCACCCGCGGGUCAGUACCCAGCAGCACCGAAUGCCCCAUCUGGACCUGCAGGACCUUACCCAGGAGCUCCAGGAGGUCAGCACCCUUCAGCACCUAAUGCUCCUUGUGGGCCUUAUCCAGGAGCUCCUCCUGGACAGCACCCAGGAGCACCUACAGGACCAUACCCAACAGCACCUUCUGGGCAGUAUCCAGCUGCAUCCUAUCCUUCAGCACCAUCUGGAACGCCAUCACAAUAUCCAAGCCCUGCUGGUGCCUCUGGCCCUACUCCUGCUCCUGGUGGUCCAUACCCUGCACCCAGUAUGCCCUAUCCUGGACCUUCUGCUCCAUAUAGCCAAUCAGGUCCAUCACCUGUUGGUCCUUGGGCGUCUGGCUCAUGGGGUUCACAAGGUGGGCAGUACCCAGCACCACCAAAUUUGCCAUAUCCAGCAAGUGCGCCAUAUGCAUCUCCUGGUCAAGGUGCUGGUGCCCUACCAUCAGUGCCAUGGGGAACUGUGCCUCCAGGUCAGUGGGGACCAGGCCCCUCUGUUCCAUUCUCUGGAGGUCCUGGAUCAUACCCAGCUCCUGGCUCUUAUCCCUAAAGAUACACAUGCCCCAGUGUCUGUUAUGGACCUCUGGGACCAGGAUGUUAUUGUGUCAUCUUUAUUUAAUCAAGAAAUGCUGGAAGAAGAGAGUGCCUAAUCGAGGAUUCAAGUUUUCUUUAGAAACAUAUACAAGUUUCUUUAUUCUUAUACCGCUGUGGGAUUGAAAAUCUUCAUAUUUGUUAUUUUAAAGAGUGUUUGGCUUUAAAGAUUUAGGAUAAAUAGUCAACAAAUUGGCCUGAAUUAUUCUUGUAGCCUUUUUUUGUGUAAAGAACCAUAUUCUGAGAUUUGUAUUUUAGGCAAGAUGCUGUAUACAUGCACAGUUCUUGGCUAUGUAAGGCUUUGUUUAUUUUGAUUUAUAUUUGUGUAUCUGCUUUCUGGACAUUUUGCUUCUGCUGCACUCUUCACAUAAGAUGGGAAAUAAAUAUACAUAAUCGCAUACUAAAAUAAUUUUAACAAUGUGCCCUUUAAUAUUGAAUAAUUGCUGGCAUUAAGUGUAUGCUUUUCUUAUUUUCUGCCAAAAACUUUCCAAUAGAAUUCUCAGAAAGAAAAUUCCACAGCUCCUUCAUGUAUAGGAUUUUGCAGUUCUCUUCAGAGAAUUUUGUGGUAAAUAUUCUAUUGGACCUUUAAUAAGGUGCUAAGCACUUUCUUCCAAAAUGCCUCUGACCUUAUGCCAAAUACCUAGUUUUUAAACCUGUCAAGGCCUGCCCCUUGUGAAUGCUUUUUGUAGUUCUUUAAAAACACAGACGUAUCAUGCAGUCUGAACCUUUAUUUGGAAUUUUUCUAAUGGAAAUAAUAGAAAUACUAUUAAUAAUUUAUAGUGAUAUUUGCAAUAAAUGCAGUUGUUUGCUUGCAUUCUCUUAAUCAUGCUUACAUCUUUGAAAAAAACCCAACUGUCAGCGUAAAAAUCUUUUUACAAGUUAAAAAAAAAAAAAAAGCAUGUCAUUGUAUACUAAUUGGGGUGUGGUCAGAUAAAAGCAAUGAGGAACAACCCCUUUAAUUUGGUAAUAGCCUAGAAAGAAAGAAAAAGAAACAGUGCUUCUCUUACCAUUAAAUGCCUGAAAAAAAACGUUCAGAAGAUAGCUUGGAUGCACUAUCAUGAGUUUUAUGCCUGUGGUACACACAGUGCUCUCAGGGAGCAUAAUGGUGGGCAAAACUACUUUUCCUGCCUAACAGUUUCCCAUACUCUUAAAUUGUAAAAGCUCUGUCUGUAGCAAGAUUCUUGUGAUGUAAGGAGGGGACUGCAUGGAAACAUUCACAAUUGCAUUACUGUCCGGUCCCCUCAUGACAUCACCUGUGUCUGCCAUAGCUAGGCAAAGCAUUUACAAUUCAUUUUCUGUUUCUAUAAAUCAGUGGUUCUCAACCUUCCUAAUGCUGCACAACCCUUUAAUAUAGUUCCUCAUGUUGUGGUGACCCCCAACCAUAAAAUUAUUCCUAAGACCAUCGGAAAUAUGAGUUUUCCGAUGGUCUUAGGCGACCCCUGUGAAAGGGUCGUGCGACCCACAGGUUGAGAACCACUGCUAUAAACCAUAAGCACAUUAAGGAUCCUUUUUAACCUUUUUCAUGCCAGACAGAGCAUGGCACUGAAAAGGGUUUAUAAAGUACCAUGACUCAAAACCUAAUAGCAAUAUGCCAAGGUUCUUGGCAAACCAAACUAGCUGUAAUUAUUAAUUAGCUAUAAAUCAGAUUAAUUUGAAAAAAAUAUAUAUAUAAUACAAACAAUUAGCAAAUGAUAGAAUUCCAUAGUCAUUCAAGGACCAGCAAAUAUAGUAUAAUAUUUCCAUUACUGUUGAUUUAACAGUGCUGGAUUCCACUUUGACCCAGAUGAAAAAAGAGUAGAACACUCUGCAAAGGUAACUUAACCUAAAGCAUAACUGCAUGACUAAAUUAAGAAUUAUAGGACUGUGCCAAACCAAAGAAAUACUAAGUGUAAAUGAAUGAUAACAUUGUGUUUCUCUUGCAUACUGCUUUCUAGCAAUAAUGAAUUCCUGUGGGAAAUCUAUGUUGUCAACCCCUGUUGUCAGUCUCAGUCUUAGCACCUGCUAAACAAGUAAGUUACUGUAGCCCACUAUAAACUGUUUGGCAAGUAUUGAGUAACCACCAACUAAAACAUCCUGCCUCAACCUCAUGAAAACCAGGACCAGCAAAAUCUUGUUUAGCCUAAUAGCUGAUGCAGGGUUUCUAACUCUAUUUUCUUCCAUGGUUAAAAAAACAAAAAAAAAAACAGGCAACAAAUCUCUAGAACUGUUUCAAAUAUCUUCUUAUUAAAUGUUAUUUAUGUGCCAUGUCUGAGCACUGGGAAACUGCCCUGCUUGAUUUUGGGUGCUAGUUGCUUAUGGUACAAUAUUGGCCCAUAAAGCAAUUUGAGAGAGUUUAUCGUGCUCUGUCCCUGGAAUUUGCACCAUUGCCCUUGUAGUAAACCAAACAUGUUCCUCUUUUGUUGAGCAGCAGCAUGUUUCUUAUCACUAUUUUGAUGCAGUAGUAGUGUGUAGCGCCACCUAGUGAUCAAAAAUAAAUUUAAAACUUUGAUGUCUAUGCAUAAACACAUGUACACUUUGGGUACUGAACCUCUUCCCUUAGGAAAGAGAUUAUUGUUAUGCUCCCUGCACUAUAUACAGUGAAACCUCAAUUUUACAUUCACCGAUUUUGUUUUCCCUCCACACCAAUUUUACAUACAGGCUGCAGGUUUCUCCAAAUAAAUGUUUUUGUAUAAUUAAAAAAAAUGUACCUAUACAAUCAUUUUAAGCAACUUUCCUAUGUAUUGAAAAUGUUAAAACUUUUUAAUGUUAUUUGUGCAUGUUAUUGCUUUUAAAAGGAGUAUCUGUCUGUCUAAUUGUAUUCUUUAGGCUAAUGUCAGACCAGGCGUAUGGCGUGCAAGAGAAUGCAAAGUCUCGCGUUUUUAUGCGGAUUUGGUUACAUGUGCCUGCACCCGAGCGUAUUCCAUUCAUUCGGGUGCAGGCACAGGUAGGAGGCGUAUGGCGGUAUUUUCGGCAAGCGUUUUUCAGCUUGCCGAAAAUAUAUGCCAUACGCCUGGUCUGACAUUAACCUUACACCACUGGUUCUUACUCUUAAAACGAUGUAGCAGAAACCAGCUGAUUAACAGAUCUUAAAAAGAACAGAAAUCUUCUACAUUGUUCUAAGGGUCAGAACUAGCAGUGGGUGGAAUAAAUACUGCUUUCAGUUGCAAUUAUGUAAAAAUAACUUUAAAACCAUUGAGAGUUUUACUUAAUGAAUAUUGGAAAGGCAAAAACUGAUUUUGAGUGGAGGACCCCAGUUGAUAUUUUUCAUCUAGUAUGGUAUGACCUGAAGACUGUAUUAAAUGUGUGCCAAGACUGCAAGAUUGUUUUUUCCAUUUCUUUUUUAAAUUUUAUCAAUAAAAGUUUUUUUUGGGUUUUGUUUUAA